AUGGCGGACGCACUCCUCUCCGCUUCACUUCAAGUUCUAUUCGACAGGUUGGCUUCUCCGGAACUCAUAAAUUUCAUUCGGCGAAAGAAUCUCAGCCAUGACCUCCUCAACGAGUUGAAGAGGAAAUUGGUGGUUGUCCACAAAGUGCUCAAUGACGCGGAGAUGAAGCAAUUUUCAGACGCACAAGUCAAACAGUGGCUGGUCCAAGUUAAGGAUGCUGUGUAUCAUGCGGAGGACCUGUUGGACGAGAUCGCUACCGAAGCUUUGCGGUGCGAGAUGGAAGGUGCUGACUCCCAAACCGGCGGAACUCAUCAGGCGUGGAACUGGAACAAGGUCCCUGCUUGGGUUAAGGCUCCAUUUGCUACUCAAAGCAUGGAGUCCAGGAUGAAGGAGAUGAUUACUAAACUUGAGACUUUUACUCAAGAAAAAGUUGGGCUUGGGCCGAAAGAAGGUGGGGGCGAGAAACCGUCACCAAGAUUACUAUCCUCUUCUUUGGUGGGUGAGUCGUCCAUUGUGUACGGAAGGGAUGAAAUUAAGGAGGAGAUGGUGAACUGGUUGCUUUCUGAUAACGUAAGAGGCAGCAACAUCGAGGUGAUGUCCAUAGUGGGCAUGGGCGGCAGCGGCAAGACCACACUCUCUCAGUAUCUCUAUAACCAUGCCACAGUGAAGGAACACUUCGAGUUGAAACGUCAACUGGAAAAGAGCGUAGGUAACAAGAAACUUCUGCUCGUUCUCGACGACGUCUGGGACGUAAAGUCUCUUGAUUGGGAAAGUUGGGAUAGACUACGAACUCCACUCCUCGCUGCAGCAGAGGGAAGCAAGAUUGUUGUGACGACUCGUAGUGAAAUUGUUGCAAAACUCAUGGGUGCAGUCAGUACUCAUCGUUUGGGAGAAUUAAGCCCUGAAGAUAGUUGGGCCCUAUUUACAAAAUUUGCAUUUCCAAAUGGAGAUUCCAGCGCUUACCCUCAGCUUGAACCCAUAGGCAGAAAGAUUGUGGACAAGUGCCAAGGAUUGCCUUUGGCUCUAAAAGCACUCGGGACGCUCUUGUACUCUAAGGCCCAACAAAGAGAAUGGGAAGAUAUUUUGAAUAGCAAAACAUGGCAUUCCCAGAGUGGUCAUGAAAUUCUUCCGUCUCUUAGAUUGAGUUAUCUGCAUCUUUCUCCUCCUGUGAAGCGUUGUUUUGCUUACUGUUCAAUUUUUCCCAAGGAUUAUGAAUUUGACAAAGAGAAGCUGAUUCUAUUAUGGAUGGCAGAAGGGCUUUUACACGCAGGACAAAGUGAUGAAAGAAUGAAAGAGAAAUUGCCUAAUUUUACUGUGGGCAAAGAAAGUGGAUUCAGAUUUGGAGAAUUGUGGAAGCUUUCAGAGAUUCGAGGAAGACUUGAAAUUUCAAAAAUGGAGAAUGUGGUGGGUGUUGAGGAUGCAUUGCAGGCGAAUAUGAAGGAUAAGAAAUACCUUGAUGAGUUAUCCUUGAAUUGGAGUCGGGGGAUUAGUCAUGAUGCUAUACAAGAUGAUAUUCUCAAUAGGCUAACACCUCAUCCAAAUUUAAAAAAACUGUCCAUUCAACACUAUCCUGGUCUAACAUUUCCAGAUUGGCUUGGAGAUGGAUCAUUUUCAAAUCUUGUGUCCCUUCAGCUUUCGAAUUGUGGGAAUUGCUCAACAUUGCCGCCACUGGGGCAGCUACCUUGUCUUGAACAUAUAAAGAUCUCCAAAAUGAGUGGAGUAGUGAUGGUGGGUAGUGAGUUUUAUGGGAAUUCUUCUUCCUCGCUUCAUCCCUCCUUCCCAUCCCUGCAAACUCUAUCAUUUGAAGAUAUGUUCAAUUGGGAGAAAUGGUUAUGUUGUGGAGAAUUCCCUCGUCUCCAGGAGCUUUCUAUAAGGCUAUGUCCAAAACUCACUGGGGAAUUACCAAUGCACCUUUCUUCAUUGCAGGAACUUAACCUUAAAGAUUGUUCGCAACUGCUUGUGCCUACACUCAACGUUCUUGCCGCCCGUGAAUUGCAGUUGAAAAGGCAAACUUGUGGGUUCACAGCUAGUCAAACUUCAAAAAUUGAAAUUUCAAACGUCUCUCAGUUGAAGCAACUUCCACUGGUACCCCACUAUCUCUACAUUAGAAAAUGUGAUUCUGUGGAGUCUCUACUAGAGGAGGAAAUCCUGCAAACCAACAUAUGCCAUCACCCGGUUCUCGAAAAUCUAACAAUCAGUGGUGAUGCCUGUGAUUCUCUCUCGUUGUCCUUCUCAAUAUUGGACUUCUUCCCCAGGUUGACUAAUCUCCAUGUAUUUGAUCUUGAGGGGCUUGAGGAGCUCUGCAUCUCGAUUUCAGAGGGGGAUCCCACAUCUCUUCGUCAAUUGAAAAUCAAUGGGUGCCCUAAUCUUGUAUACAUCCAACUGCCCACUCUCGACUCGAUAAUUGUUGUUGCACAGAAAGGGUUUGCCUUCCAACCUACGGGAUCUUGCAAUAUGUGGCUACAACCAACACAGGUGGAGUGGGAUUUGCAAAAACUGACCUCUCUUACUCGUUUCACAAUCAAUGGUGGAUGUGAAGGCGUGGAAUUAUUUCCCAAGGAGUGUCUGCUGCCCUCUUCUCUAACUCAUCUUUCAAUCGCGAAUCUUCCAAAUCUCAAGUCUCUUGACAACAAGGAGCUUCAACAACUCACCUCUCUUCGAGAAUUAUGGAUCGAGAAUUGCCCUGAGCUCCAAUUCUCGACAGGAUCUGUUCUUCAACGACUUAUCUCUCUCAAGAAAUUAGGAAUCUACAGGUGCGGAAAGCUCCAAUCCUUAAUAGAAGCGGGUCUUCACCACCUCACCACUCUUGAAACCUUAAUUCUCUUCAAUUGCCCUAAUCUCCAAUACUUGACAAAAGAGAGACUACCAGACUCCCUCUCUUAUCUGAGGGGCUUCAGCGGCACGGCGUGGGAGAGGGGGGUUGGCUUUUCCGGCACGGGGGUGGGUUCCGACGGGAAAAUCUUCCCUCCCGCCUCUCUGAAACGCUACCGUAUCUGCCAGAAUCAUUGGCUGAGCCCCAACUUCUUCGCAUUCUUCCUUGCGACUGUGAGCUCCACGGCUUUCGUGGGAGAGAUGCUCUGCAACUCAGUUAGGUUCAACUGGCUGGCGUGUCCGGCGGCUACGAAGCUCGAAAUGGGUUCCGGCGAGCAAAAAGGAGAAGGUUUUCCAGCGCGAGGGUUCCAACAGGGGAGGAGAGCACGGGGGUUCCAGCGGGGUUGCGAGGUCUUGCUAGCGGGGCCGACGACAGUGGGAGGAAAAAAAAAAAAAGAAGUUGAAUCGGACGAUUCAAAGAGAACCGUCUAG
Molecule: messenger RNA, 3303 nt
Organism: Vitis riparia (riverbank grape)
Lineage: Eukaryota; Viridiplantae; Streptophyta; Magnoliopsida; Vitales; Vitaceae
Product: putative disease resistance protein At3g14460
Exons: 6
Coding region: 1-3303 (1100 amino acids)
Biological process (GO): defense response to other organism
Molecular function (GO): ADP binding
Source: RefSeq, a predicted model, not a curated record